AUGCCCUUCAUCACCGACGGCUCUGCUACGCAUCCUGCGUGCCCCAGCACCAAGCUCCCCCGAUACGAUUUACGAGUUCACGAUGACGAAGAAGUCGCCAGCACCACAUUCCACGAGGUUUCCAGCGAGAACCACACUCUCCCCACCGAGGCCUCUGACAUCUUGACGGGCUUUGCCACAUUUGUCUGUGGCGUCACGGAUCUCGAUGCCGCCGGCUUCCUGGCCACCACCACAGACGGACAGCGCCAACUGUGCCUUGCCUCCGUCACGAACCUCCACGAGCCGCGAUCUUUCUCAUCACAUGCCACGACGCUGACGACGGUGGCUGCUGAAGAGGGCGUUGACCAGCACGAUGUUGACUUUGAGAUUCGCAUUCUCGCCGCAGAAGCCACUGCUGCUCCCGCCAACAAGCCAUUCACACUUACCGUCCGCACCGACGCGACCAACACAUCCGCUGCCACCCUCACCAUCUCUCUCUCCACACAAUACGGCCCCGUCAUCGCCGCCAACAACCUCCUCCAGCUCGCCGCCGCCUACCUCUCUUCCUCUGCUCCCGUCUUCUCACAGCUGCCUCUGGCUCAGCUCAACACGCCACCAUCGGCGCCUCGACCGCUAACAAUCCGUCCCGACAUGCCCAAGGACGCCAAUGACAUGCACCCAGAAUACGAGGCGCUCCUCUACGGCGCCUUUGAACGCCGCGUCGCUCAGUUCCCUGACCACAUUGCCGUCGAGGGUCUUGUGGACGAAGAGUCUCUUACUAUUCAAAAGUGGACGUAUGCCGAGCUCAACGCCAAGGCUGACGCUCUGGCCGAGGAGAUUCUCAUGCUCGAAGCUACGCUUCCUGGGUGGCAGCCCGCGUACAAGGCACAGAGAGCUAUUGCCGUUUUCCUCCCUGGAAGCCCAGAAUUCUACGUCUCGAUUCUCGGCACGCUAAAGGCUGGUCUUGCGUACUGCCCUCUACCAACUGAUGCGCCUGCCCAGCGCCUGUUUGACAUUAUUGACGAUAUCAAGGGAUCUGUGGUCCUCGGUGUAGGCAGCACGCCCUUCCCUGGUGUCGACUUGUCAGAUGAUUCCUCCGAGGUUGUCCAGGCUCUGCGAGAGCUCACCUGGGUCGACGUGAACAACAUGCAGGCCUGGCGUGCCGAGUUGCCUGCCAUGGAGCCUGCGGCGAGACACCCUCCUGUCGAGGAUGAUGUUGCGUACAUCUUGUACACUAGUGGCUCGACCGGCAAGCCCAAGGGUGUUCUAAUCUCGCACUUUAUGGCCUGUGCCUCUAUUCACACCAACGCCAGCAAGCUCCAGCCGCUGCCCAACUUCGAGGCUCUGCGCUGGCUGCAAUUCGGUCUGCCCACCUUUGACAUGUGCACAGGUGAAAUCUUCCUGGUGCUGAGCCACGGUGGCACACUCUGCUCGGCCGAUCGCCAGCUGAUGUUGUCGGACAUGGAGCGCAUGGUCAACCUGUUCAAGGCUACCGGCAUGUUUGUCGUACCCAGUUUAGCUACGCUGCUUCGCCCCAAGAAGCUUCCUACACUGACGCAUCUCAUCUGCGCUGGCGAGUUUGUCAUCAAGUACGCCAUUGACAACUUCUCCCACGAUGCUCAACAGGCCCCUGGUAUUCUUCAAAAGCGCAUGAUCAACGUCUACGGCCCGAGUGAAUGCGCCAUUGGUAACACACUCGAAGUGCCAACCACUGGAUCUCGUGGCUCCAUCUCUGGUGUUGCUCACGACUGCAACUCCAUCUUUCUCGUGGAUGUGAACAUUACCGAUAGACUUGUUGAGACGCCCAUGGGUCUGACCGGUGAGCUUGUUGUUGCAGGUCCCAUGGUAGGCUAUGGCUACUUGAACCGCCCUGUCGAGACAGCCAAGGCCUUUGGCGAACACCCUACUCUCGGCCGAACCUACAGAACCGGCGACAAGGCGCGUGUGGUCUAUGCUGAAGACGGUGAGGCUCGUGUUGAGAUUCUUGGCCGCUUCAACAUGGAGCAGGUCAAGCUCAACACUCGCCGUGUCGAGCUGGGUGAUAUUGAGUCUGUCGUGGCUCAGGUCGAUGCCGUUCGUGAGGUGGUGACUGUUGUUCUCAACGGCAACUUCCUCGCCGCCUACAUUGUUCUGACCGGCGAUGGCAACAACACCAAUGAAGAUGCCGUGAUUGCUGAGUGCAAGGCCGCUGCCGACGCCGGUCUGCCCAACUGGAUGCGCCCUGCUGCCUAUGUCGUUCUGCCCAAGAUUCCUCGCAGCUUUGGAGGUAAGGCUGAUCGCCGUACACUCCAAGCCAAGGCUCUCGAGACCUUUGGCGCCAGCGUUCCCAAAAGCGAGGAUCUUGUCCCUGCCGGUGUGGCCAGCGAGCUUGUUGUCGACUUUACCAGUCUCGACAGCAUCCUCAACAUGCUCCAGGUCACGCUGCGUUCCGCUCUCGGCGAGCGCAUCGUCACGGUUGAUCCCGUUCUCGCUCUCAACGCCUGUGGUCUUGACAGUCUCGGUGGCAUGAAGUACCUGCAAGCCCUGCGCAAGCUCGAUGUAGAAGACCUCACUCUCCGCGAUCUCUUGACCGGCAAGAGUCUGACCGAUAUCGCCAACAUCAUCCUCGAAGGCCACAAGGCCGGCGCUGCCAACGACGCUACCAUUGACGCUGAUAAUGACGAGAUCCCCGAGCUCGAGGACGAAGAGGAGCUGCUCACACUCCCACUUCCCGUCAAGCUCAAGCACUUUGCCGUGACCACGCGCGAGCAGGUCUGCAAGACACUUGAUAUCACCCCCGAGGAUAUCCAGGAUAUUCUCCCCUCGACCGGCCUCCAGACGCGCAUGAUGUCCAACGUGGUCGAGUGCCGCGAGUUUGGCGUCAACAAGCCCUGGGUCGAGCACUUCCCCUACAAUGUUCCCGCCAAUGUCGACCGUGACCGUCUAGAAGUUGCCAUUCGCGAGUCCUUCAAUGCCCGCGAUGCCUGGCGCACCACCCUCAUCGAGGUCAACCACCCGCUCGCUGCUUACGCUCAGGUCAUCUACCGCGAGGACUCUCCCCACGGCCAACACCCCAUCAUCAAGACUGUCGUCCCCGUGUACUCGGAGAAGCCCAACAGCCUGUGGCAGCUGACCAUCAACAACUCUCAAAAGGCCGCCGAGGAGGUCUUUGGACCCGGCAGCCUAGCAUCCGUCAUCACUUGGAUCACAUCCGCCGACAACGCCCACUGCACCGUCAUCUUCUCCGUCUUCCACCCCUUCUACGACGGCGUCGGUCUCGAACACGUCCGCCGUAACAUUGCCGAGACAUACCACGGCCUCCCACGCUCUGGCACUGGUGGCCCAGGCAUGCUGACGCCCGUCAAGCAGCACUACGGCUCCGACUGGCUCGAGACGACUCUCUUCUGGAUGCGUCGUCUUGCUGGUGCCCCCGCAUUCUCCAUUGGCAAGCGUGCCAACGAUGCCUCUAGCCGCCAGUACACAACCAUCAACCCUGGCGUCGGCGUAGCCAGCGAGGCCAUUGACUGCAGCUACAGUCUCCAGGACCUGCAAGAGCUUCCCAAGGAGCGAGGCCUCUUCUCCCCUAUUGCUGUCAUCCACGCUGCGUGGGCCAUGGCUCUAAGCAAGACGCUCGAGGGUCCCAACGCGCCCAACGGCGGCACUGAUAUCCAGUUUGGCGGUGUCUUCCACGGACGCCAGAGCCCCGAGGCUAUGGACUCUGUGGCCAUGAUGCUCAAUGCGCUGCCCUCGCGCGUGCAGUUUGCUGCCGACAAGCGCAUCACGCACCGUCAGCUGUGCGAGGAGAUGUUCAACGAGUACGCCGAGUCGCUGGCCUUUACCGAGAUGCCGUGCCCCAACAUCCAGUUCUCGCGAUCCACGCGCCGUUUCGACACUGGUAUCAUUCUUCAGGCCUUCCCCAAGCAGGAAUGCCACGUUGAUUUAAGCGGUUUGCCUGCCUUUAGCCGCUUCCACGAUCACACGAUCCCCUGGAGAGAGACCAACACCGGCACGCCCAUUCUCAUGGAGAUGUGGCCCAACCCGGCAGGCGAUGACAAGAAGAUUAUAUACCGUCUUUCGUACAGUCAGCUGUGGCCUGGCUACGAGUUUUUGACACCCGAAUACAUCCGCGGUUUGAUUGCGCUGUUGGAUGACGCGUUGGUUGCUAUUCUGGAGAGGCCUGAUGAGAUUUUUGCGCCCCGCGAGUAAAAGACCUGUGACCCAGCGACGAAAAAUAAAAAAAAUUGAAAAAAAAAAAAGGAAAACGAAUUAAUAGCAUUGUAUUCACUCUAAAUUUGUAUACUAUAGAUUUGGUUACUUUGAUGGAUUUAAUACGCAAUAUAAAGACAUGAUGAUCGAUUUGGUUAGAGUUUUGCUGCAAAAAUGUGAUAGAAAAUAUAUAUAUAUAUAUAAAAUCCUACAAAAUAUACAAAAAAAGGAUUCAAG
Messenger RNA from [Torrubiella] hemipterigena, 4401 nucleotides. Lineage: Eukaryota; Fungi; Ascomycota; Sordariomycetes; Hypocreales; Clavicipitaceae. The record is from the annotation of a GenBank genome assembly.